GCAACGGUUUUGUGUCUUGUGCCUGCAUUUCAUCUAGGUACACCUCCAAGGGAAUACGAUGGGCAACGGCGGAAACGUGGCUAUGUUGAGAGAUACCCGUAUUGCUCAUGAUCUGGAGUCCUACAGUAAUUAUCGUAAUUUACCUAGAGGAACUCCUUGCCCAAGGGUACGGCCCCUGGUCUUGCUGCAUGUACCAGCUACACGCACCGGCACCAAGAUCUGGCCAGACGUCAUGUCCAGGGUCCUAUCCAGCUUUCCGGUGUUGUUAUUGCUGGGCUGAUGAUAUUGGUGCUGAUGCCCCUCUGUCAGCCUUUGCCCACCUCUCUCUCGGCUUGUCGGCAAAACAACCACUUUAGCUCCGACAUAGUGCCAAGAACUCGCCUAAAUUCUCCAGCUGUGACAUCGAUUGAGAAAGAGGAGCUUGCUUGCUGCUACAUCUCAGCCUCAUCAAAUCACCAACCUGGAGCCAAAGUCAACACAAACACAAGGAAACUCCCAUCCAAUCCCAAUUACGACCAGCAAGAAUACUCAAGAUCAGUCAAGAUGGAAGGACUUUCAGCUUCAGAGCAGAGAGAGUUCCAAUCUCGCAUGGAACGCAAGCAGAUGAAGGAAUUCAUGGGCAUGUUCUCCAACCUCGUAUCACACUGUUUCGACUCUUGCGUUGACGACUUCACCACCAAAUCCCUCAUCCAGCGCGAGACCGGCUGUGUUACACGAUGCGUACAGAAGUUCAUGGCGGGCAGUGAGCGGAUCGGGCAGAGAUUCCAGGAACAGCAAGCACAGAUGAUGAGCCAACCUCCUCCGGGGGGCAGAUAGAUCUUCACAAGACAGGUGAUGGGAUGAUAGGAUUUGAUGGAAUCACUGAUGGGUGUUGGAAGAGUGUACGAUAGCGAACGACGCUGCUUCUUGUAUGGUAUGAUACCUAGGGGGCGUGCAUGAUCGUCGCAUGGGAAUAAGUGUAUGAGACGGAUACGGCUAUGAUAAUGGGAUCAGAUUCAACUCCUGAGAGGAUUUUCGUUUGGCUCUUGAUGUUGGAACUGUGGACUCGGCCAUCAGACAUUACAAAAAUAGCGCAACGUACGGGUAUACAAGGAGUUUACCAC
This is a messenger RNA of Cadophora gregata, 1103 nucleotides long. RefSeq names its product protein transporter tim9 (gene TIM9). Lineage: Eukaryota; Fungi; Ascomycota; Leotiomycetes; Helotiales; Ploettnerulaceae. Bases 280 to 816 code for a protein of 178 amino acids. The record is from RefSeq and is a predicted model, not a curated record. The transcript has 4 exons.